Messenger RNA from Torulaspora delbrueckii, 2505 nucleotides. RefSeq names its product protein kinase NNK1 (gene NNK1). Bases 1 to 2505 code for a protein of 834 amino acids. Gene Ontology annotation, cellular component: nucleus. Gene Ontology annotation, molecular function: ATP binding; protein serine/threonine kinase activity. Gene Ontology annotation, biological process: protein phosphorylation; intracellular signal transduction. The transcript has a single exon. The record is from RefSeq and is a predicted model, not a curated record. Lineage: Eukaryota; Fungi; Ascomycota; Saccharomycetes; Saccharomycetales; Saccharomycetaceae.
AUGUCUCGCAGUGAGCGGUCGCUGGUUUCGGGGGUCGACUCGAAGGAAAGGUCGCUACGGCCGUCGGUGACCCCACUGGAAGACAGUGGAAGCCAGCCCGGCGAUGACGAGUUGUACUUCGAACCGAAACGUCUGUAUCGUGCUACUCAGGGAGCGUCGUCGAAGUCUUCACUGGUAAGAGUUUAUUCAGAGAAUGAGAGUGCUAAUUUUGAUCAGAUAACUGGUUCAAGGAUUUACGAUGACUUGAAACAUCGACCUAUACCUAUCACGGGCAAGACUUUGGCCAGUACAAAUGGCAGUGAGCGAACUCUGCAGGCAGAGCCGCAGCGUGCUAGAAAGAGAAGGUUCUCGUGGAAUCAGCAGGAUAGUGAUAUGCAAGAUGAGUAUAUACCUGAGUUUGAUUUCGCGGAAGCAGUAUUGAAAUGGCAAAAUGAAGAUGGUGAUUCGCCAGCAGGAAUGUAUCAUACUUUGGCUAACAAUAGCGCCAAUGCGACUCCGCCAAAAUAUAUUGAAUCUAUCACAAGAUUUAACACUUGGGGUACAGACCAUGAAUCUAACAGCAUCAGCCCCAAUAGUUCGUAUGUGUUCGAUUCAUCGCAUGCACAGGUGGAUCCGAUUCCUUUGCCCAACGCUGCAAAUAAAGUGCCAAUGAUGGAUUCUAUGUCUGCGACUGAAGUCGAAAAGAAUAUCACAGAUGGUACGGCUCAUUCUAGCGAGCUUGAUAGGUUCAAGAAUAUGGGGUUUAAUAGCUCAUUUCAGGCAAGAAAAUUGUCCAGAAGGAAAACUUCUGUGGGUGAUUCUUUCAACUCAGCGUCUUCGUCAUUGACUCAUCUACCAGAUAACGCCGUUUCCAUCAUAUCCGAAUUGAAAAUGACUCCAGAAGAAGUAUUAGAACUAAUUGGCAAAUUACCACACGAUUUCCUGUUUUUACCUUAUUCUCAAAGAAAGAAAAUAAUCGUCGACUUGAUACCCAACAAGGAUUACAAGUUAUUGAUGUCAUUGAUCAAAAGUUUAAUGUUAAAGAGCUCGAAGAGUAACACUUCGUUGAACAAAAAUUCUAUUCCCGAUAUCGCUCCUGCAAGCGUGAAGUCAAGGCAUGGAUCUGUCGCUUCCCAAUUUCUAAGCUCCUUCUCACCAGCUGGAAUUACUUCUAUGGCUAAUAAGAAUAAUUUCAGACCUGACGAUAAAGGUAUGCAAAUUAUGGGUUAUAACCUGGGUAAAGUGAUUGGGUUUGGAGCAUGGGGUAUGAUAAGAGAAUGCCACGAUGACAUAACGGGAGCAGACAAAGCUAUGAAAAUUGUACGGUUCCGUAAUAAUCUUAAAGUCAAGAAACAAGUCCUUAAAGAGGUCUCUAUUUGGCAAGAGCUUAAAAGUGAUAAUAUAUUACCCCUCAUACAGUGGAAACUGGACGAGGAUUACGCAAUGUACUGUCUGACCGAAAGAAUUCAUGGUGGUACUCUUUAUGACCUGGUAAUAUCCUGGGGAGAAUACGGAGUGUCAAAAAUCGACUUCCAAAGUCGAUGUCGGCUUACGAUACUUUUAUCAUUACAAUUAAUUUCAGCGCUUAGAUACAUGCAUGGAAAAGACAUUGCACAUGGUGAUGUUAAAUUGGAAAAUUGCUUACUCGAGAAGGCAUCCAGGGAGACUGAAUGGAGAGUUCUUCUCUGUGAUUUUGGAAUGAGUUGCAGGUUCAACCUUUGUAAGAGGUCACCUAUGGAUGAUUAUGUGACUGACGAUUCUCUUGUAAGUCCCACUGAUACCGAUUACAUGGAGAUUUUGUCGUCAUUCAAGGAUAAAAAAACCAUUCGCAGCAGGAAAGCUAUGGAUUUCCACAGAUCACGAUCCAGCACUAAUAUGCAUUACGGAAACCGCCUAAGCAAAUUACAACGAAUUGUAAAAAAUAAGAGACUAACUCACGAUGACACCCCUCUUGGGAUAAGCUCGUUGCCCAAGACUUACGGCCCAUCAUUAACCAGUGCGCGUAUUGCUAAUUCGAGCACACCAUCCUUACGAAACUUCGCAUCUCAUGCUACAAAAUUAACGCCAACGAUGGAUAUGACCUCCCCACAUAUUGAUUCUAAUACAUCUCCUGCUAAUGUCGGGCCUGACCCACAUUCUCACAUUGGUUCGCUUCCAUACGCCUCACCCGAGCUGUUGGAGCCAUCUCCACCACCGUUGGGACCCUCAGCGGACAUCUGGGCACUCGGAGUCACCCUCUACACGAUGUUAACAGGGAAACUGCCGUUCAAGCAUGAAUACGAACCCCGUAUGAGAGCCAUGAUAACUUCGGGCAAGUUUGAUAGAAAGUCUCUGGAGGCCAUAUGUCAUGUCGAAACAAAUGAGCACACUGGCGCAGGUCAAGAAUUAAAAUCGCAACCCAGUUUUGUGGGCUUAUACAAUGCUAUCGUUGGGUGCCUUAAGAACAAAAUGAAUGAGCGGUGGGGCUUGGAUAAGAUCGAACCAGCUCUCAAAAACGACUUGAUGAAAUUAUCGUCUUUUGUAUGA